Molecule: messenger RNA, 1891 nt
Organism: Chionomys nivalis (European snow vole)
Lineage: Eukaryota; Metazoa; Chordata; Mammalia; Rodentia; Cricetidae
Gene: Gss
Product: glutathione synthetase
Exons: 13
Coding region: 82-1506 (474 amino acids)
Biological process (GO): glutathione biosynthetic process
Cellular component (GO): cytosol
Molecular function (GO): ATP binding; glutathione binding; glutathione synthase activity
Source: RefSeq, a predicted model, not a curated record
GCCGAGGCCCCGCCCCCUGAGCCUGGGUAACGGCGUGCGGAGUUUGUGCUUGGCGAGCUGUUGGACAACAAACGAGUUGGGAUGGCCACCAGCUGGGGGAGCAUCUUGCAGGAUGAGAAGCAGCUUGAAGAGUUGGCGCGGCAGGCCAUAGACCGGGCCUUGGCUGAGGGCGUGCUGCUGAGGACUGCGCAGAAUCCCAGCUCCUCGGACGUGGUGACCUACGCCCCGUUCACGCUCUUCCCCUCACUCGUCCCUAGUGCUCUGCUGGAGCAGGCCUAUGCUGUGCAGAUGGAUUUCAACAUGCUGGUGGAUGCUGUCAGCCAAAACGUGGCCUUCCUGGAGCAAACUCUGUCUAGCACCAUCAAAAAGGACGACUAUACUGCCCGUCUCUUUGACAUCUACAAGCAAGUCCUGAAAGAGGGCGUUGCCCAGACUGUGUUCCUGGGCCUGAACCGCUCAGAUUACAUGUUCCAGUGCAGUGCAGAUGGAUCCAAAGCCCUGAAACAGAUUGAAAUCAACACCAUCUCUGCCAGCUUUGGGGGCUUGGCCUCCCGGACUCCUGCUGUGCACCGACAUGUUCUCAACGUCCUGAAAAAGACCAAAGAAGCUGCCAAGAUCCUCUCCAAUAAUCCCAGCAAGGGCCUGGCCCUGGGGAUCGCCAAAGCCUGGGAGCUCUAUGGCUCAGCUAAUGCUGUGGUACUACUGAUCGCUCAAGAGAAAGAAAGGAACAUAUUUGACCAGCGUGCCAUAGAGAAUGAGCUACUGGACAGGAACAUCCAUGUAAUCCGGCGAAGAUUUGAAGAUGUUGCUGAAAGGGGUUCCCUAGACCAGAACCGAAGGCUGUUCAUGGAUGACCAGGAAGUUGCUGUGGUUUACUUCCGAGAUGGCUACAUGCCCAGUCAGUAUAAUCCACAGAACUGGGAAGCACGCCUACUGCUAGAGAGAUCAUGUGCUGCCAAGUGUCCGGACAUUGCCACACAGCUGGCUGGGACCAAGAAGGUGCAGCAGGAACUGAGCAGGGUGGGCCUGCUGGAAAUGCUGCUCCCAGGCCAGCCUGAGGCUGUGGCCCGCCUCCGUGCCACCUUUGCUGGCCUCUAUUCAUUGGACAUGGGUGAAGAAGGGGACCGGGCCAUUGCUGAAGCCCUUGCUGCUCCUAGCCACUUUGUGCUGAAGCCCCAGAGAGAGGGUGGAGGUAAUAACCUGUAUGGGGAGGAAAUGGUGCAAGCUCUGGAGCAGCUGAAGGACAGCGAGGAGAGGGCUUCCUACAUCCUCAUGGAGAAGAUUGAGCCUGAACCUUUUGGGAAUUGCCUCCUGCGGCCUGGCAGCCCUGCCUGCGUGGUCCAGUGCAUCUCAGAACUGGGUAUUUUUGGAGUCUAUGUCAGACAGGGAACGACCCUUGUGAUGAACAAGCACGUGGGGCACCUGCUUCGCACCAAAGCCAUUGAGCACGCAGAUGGAGGCGUGGCUGCAGGAGUAGCAGUCCUGGACAACCCCUACCCUGUGUGAGGCACAUCCUGAACUUCACUUGAGACCUUCUGUCCCCUGUGCUUGGCAUUCCUCUCCUAAUUCCUGAGGGUCUACCCCUGUCCCCACCUUAAGGAAGCUUGUCUCUUCUGUAGACCUCCAGGGUCUUCAGGGAAGGAAAAAUCUGUGUACUUUCUCUUGGCCUUCUGUCUGAGGACUAUAAAAGCUAUGAUUCUGGAGGUCCCCAGAUCUUGGAGAGUGUGGGGAGAAGCUGCUUGAGGUAAAGGCCAUAAGCCCUGCAGGUCUUCAUUACCCUCUCGUGAGCCUUUCCAGGGGUUCCAGUGCCUGGCUUGGAGUAGGACUGAGGAGCGGGGGAGAAGGGCAUAGACUUUCCCCAGCUCUGCCCUAAAUAAAGCAACAAUGCUGA